Carassius carassius (crucian carp) is the source of this 1234-nucleotide messenger RNA. Its product is annotated as kunitz-type protease inhibitor 2-like. Gene Ontology annotation, molecular function: serine-type endopeptidase inhibitor activity. Bases 158 to 1135 code for a protein of 325 amino acids. NCBI's taxonomy places the organism in Eukaryota, Metazoa, Chordata, Actinopteri, Cypriniformes, Cyprinidae. The transcript has 5 exons. The record is from RefSeq and is a predicted model, not a curated record.
GAGAAUCUUGUGAAAGACAAACAGUGACGUCACGUAAGAGGAAGUUGUUUGUUGCACAGUAGUGGAGAAACACACCUGCUGCGUCUGCAUACACGAGCUAGGCUGUAGAGAUAAAGGUAAGCGAAAAGAGCUAGGACAGGUAAACUGGAAUUUAAGAAUGGCUCAGGUGUGCUUCACUGCUUCCCUCGUCGGGUUUCUCUGCUGUCUGUCGGUUUUAAACGCGUGUAAGUGGGACCCGGACACGGAGCUCGAGCAGGGGCUGGAUAUCCGCUCGUUUGAUAACGGCGCGUCUCACCUGGCUCACCUGCCGGAGAUCACAGACGCAGAGCGGUGUCAGAGAGCCUGCUGUGAGAAAGACGACUGCCAGCUCGCUAUGAUCGGGACUCCGGCGGACGACGGCAGGCCAGAGUGCAUCCUGGUCAGCUGUAUAAAAGACGGCAAAGACGUGUGUGUUUUGACCCAGAGUACACAGUUUAAGGUGUAUCGCAAGAUCCCGGACAGCGCUGAUCCAGAGCCCCAAAACAAGGCUGAAGUUCGCUCUGUACGCGGCACAGAUCACUGCCAACUCCCAAGUGUGGUGGGAAUGUGCCGCGCUGCCUUCCCACGAUUUUAUUAUGAUGUCACGGAUCAGACCUGCAAGCAGUUCAUCUAUGGCGGCUGUGGAGGCAACGAUAACAACUUUAACUCCCAGGAGGAAUGUGAGGCUUCCUGUAGUGGGGUGACAGUGAAGGCUGUUCCCAGCAAAAAGAAGGACCCUGACGUUCCCAAUUCUUCUAAAAGCUUUGAAGAAACCUGUGCUGCGCCGUCCGACUCUGGCCCAUGCCGUGCAGCCUUCCCGAUGUUUUACUUUGAGUCCAGCACUCAGUCUUGUAAGAGCUUCACUUACGGAGGCUGCAAGGGAAACCUAAACCGCUACAGCAGUGAGGAAGAGUGCAUGGCAGCUUGCUCCGGGAAAAACGCCUUCUUCCUAGUGGCCACCCUGGCCAUCAUAUUUGCCCUACUUCUGGUAGGUUUGAUCCUGAUCGCAGUGCGCAGAAACUAUCACAGGAGUCUCUUCAUAUUUGAUAAGGAGGAGUUACUGCCUGCAGAGGAGCAGGUGUCCUAUGAGAAGCUGCCCGAGGAAGACUCAAGCUAAAGCCAGAGGCCUUUCAGUGUCUGGUAUGAAGAUCCAUCUCAUGACACUCCAAUGUUCAGCUUUAAUAAAACUACUAGCUCCAAGUUAAGAAUAAAGCUU